Molecule: messenger RNA, 1657 nt
Organism: Cucurbita pepo subsp. pepo (vegetable marrow)
Lineage: Eukaryota; Viridiplantae; Streptophyta; Magnoliopsida; Cucurbitales; Cucurbitaceae
Gene: ATXRCC1
Product: BRCT domain-containing DNA repair protein
Biological process (GO): base-excision repair; single strand break repair; double-strand break repair via nonhomologous end joining
Molecular function (GO): damaged DNA binding
Source: RefSeq, a predicted model, not a curated record
ACUUGGGAGCGGUGGAAAUUCGGGUGGGAGCGUAUCGCAGUCGCAGCAGGGCUGGGUGCUGACUUUUUGAAUCGACUCAUAAUCGUCCGGGAGAACUCACUGGAAGUGGAAUUUAGGCUCUUACUCGCGCUUCUUUGGUGUUUUGAGAACGAAUGUCUUUUGAGUAUUCCUGCAAGUCUUCAUUGCAUUUGAGAUGAACUGACAGAUUUCAGCCUGGUGGUAGAAAUAUAAUCGUUUUAGUAGGACCAAUAUGUCGAAUUCAAAGGCUAAUGAGGGUGGUGGCAAUGCUAAGCGAAGUCUUCCUUCAUGGAUGAGUGGGAAGGACGGUGGGAGUACUUCUCGAGGCAAGAAACCAAACAGUUCUUGUUCUGGUCAAAACGAUGUGAUGGCCGAAGCUGAAGAGCCGAGGCAAGAGAAAGUAAUUGGUGAAGGCCCAGUGAGCAGUUCAUUACACACAGAUUUCACCAGACUUCUGGAAGGAGUAGUUUUCGUGUUGUCAGGUUUUGUUAAUCCCGAGCGCAGCAUUCUGCGGUCCCAGGCAUUAGAAAUGGGAGCUCAAUAUAAGCCCGAUUGGAACUCAGAUUGCACUUUGUUGAUCUGUGCUUUCCCAAAUACCCCAAAAUUUCGACAAGUGGAAUCAGAUUGCGGAACAAUAGUAUCAAAGGAGUGGAUUUCAGAAUGUUAUGCACAGAGGAAGCUCGUUGACAUUGAAAGCUACCUCCUCCAUGCUGGAAAACCCUGGAGAAGAAGCAACGAACCACGUGAAGCCACCCCAGGUGAUUUAGAAAUACCUUUUCCAACGCCAUCCAAGAAACCUCAGAAACCAGUUGAGAAGAAUUCACGUUUAAAAUCACAUGAGCAGGAGAUAGCUCAGAGUAGAGAGAGUAUUUCUUCAAGAGAGUGUUUUUCUCCUUCAAAAUUGAAGAAGUGGGCCAUUGAUGAUUACCAUAAAACACUUUCUUGGCUAGAUAGUCAGGAAGAAAAGCCAGAUCCAAGUGAGAUAAAGAAAAUAGCAGCAGAAGGAAUUUUAACUUGUUUACAAGAUGCCAUAGAUUCUCUACAUCAAAAUCAGGACAUCAAUCAGAUGACUGAAGAAUGGAAAUUCGUUCCCCAGGUGGUGGAAGAGCUGGCAAAACUUAGCAGUAAGAAAGAGUCAUCAAAGGAGGAACUCUGCAGGCAUGCUACAGAUUCUAAAAGGGUUUAUGAAGUAGAACUUAAUUCUCUACUUGCCAGUUCCCCAGAAAGAAAGAAGAAGCCGCCAAAUAUCAAUAAAGAACUGAAGAAUGGUCAUAAAGCAAAGGAAUACGAUAGUGAUGACACGAUUGAGAUGACUGAGGAGGAGAUAGACAUUGCAUUCCAGAAAGUUGCUUGUAAGAAGAAGACCUAGUUGAGGUCCUUUGCUCGCUCAACCAGGCAUAUAAAGGAAAGAGAGAAGUCCGAUGAGGAUGGUUAAAGUUAAAAGCUCGAGUGCGGGUCCCCCGAGUUAAAAAAAUGUGUUGAUGGAGGGUCCUCGAGUUCAAAAAUUUGUGAGCAAAAGAUUUAUUCAUCGAUCAGAAGAAUGAUAUUUGGUAUCUUAUUCACUUUAACUAUGUUUAACUUUUAUAGAACUUUCGAUGUUAUCUCAACCAUCUGUCAAUGAAAUUAUUCUUUUUAGCGA